Messenger RNA from Pelecanus crispus (Dalmatian pelican), 688 nucleotides. The record is from RefSeq and is a predicted model, not a curated record. Lineage: Eukaryota; Metazoa; Chordata; Aves; Pelecaniformes; Pelecanidae.
UAUGAUUGCUGAAGAAAAUGGCCAUGCUAACACACCUCAGAAAGGACUGUUAACUGAAGAUGCCACUGUAGCUUCUGGGGUAUUUGAGACAGUCUCAAAAUCUACUCUUUCACCCCAAGUAGUGCAGGUUUCGGAAGAGCAGAAUAUGGUGCCUACUCCAAUAAAAAAGUCAAGCAAGACAAAACCCCAAAUAGAUGUGAAAGCAGAGUUGGAGAAGAGACAAGGAGGAAAGCAACUGCUGAAUUUGGUGGUAAUAGGACAUGUUGAUGCAGGUAAAAGUACUUUAAUGGGUCAUCUGCUCUACCUUUUGGGAAAUGUGAACAAAAGAACUAUGCACAAAUAUGAACAGGAAUCUAAGAAGGCUGGUAAAGCUUCGUUUGCCUAUGCAUGGGUCUUGGAUGAAACUGGUGAAGAGAGAGAAAGGGGAGUGACAAUGGAUGUGGGUAUGACCAAAUUCGAGACAAAGACUAAAGUAAUUACACUGAUGGAUGCUCCAGGCCACAAAGACUUCAUUCCAAAUAUGAUCACAGGAGCUGCACAGGCUGAUGUGGCAAUUUUGGUUGUGGAUGCUAGUAGAGGGGAGUUUGAAGCAGGGUUUGAGACGGGUGGACAAACUCGAGAACAUGGAUUGUUAGUGCGUUCUCUUGGAGUGACACAGCUAGCUGUUGCAGUCAAUAAAAUGGACCAG